UAGCUCAUCUUAGCUCUUUUUAUUUGCCCUAAGUUUUAUCAAUUAUAAGUUUGUUUAAUCAUGUAGCCUGUAAUUAAAAGCUUGAAUUUAUAAUAAUUUGUUUCGCUGCAAAUGCAAUUCGAGGCUUAUAUAGAUCCAAUCGAGGUCAAAAUAACAUGGUCCAUGAGCUCUGGGUGGCUCUGGAACCCUCGUGUGCCCUUCUAGCAGAGAAGCAGAGAUCGUUGUUGUUAGAUUAUCAAAAUCAGGGAUAUGUCAGCGUUUGAGGAAGAAGAGCCGCCGCAGAAAAUUCCACGGUUGUUGAAAAGCAAGGAAAGUGGUAAAAGAUUAAUUGUUAUUUUGGAACAUGCUUCACUGGAAACAGUCAAGAAUGGCAAACGCUUUGAGCUUUUAAACUGUGAUGAUCAUAAGCACGUGCUCAAGAAGCAGGGCCGUGAUUUGUCUUCAGCCCGUCCCGACAUCACGCAUCAGUGUUUGUUGAUGUUGAUGGACAGUCCUUUAAACAGAGCUGGCCUUCUUCAGGUGUAUGUCCAUACAGCAAGGAAUUCUCUCAUCGAAAUCAACCCACAGACACGUAUACCAAGGACGUUCACUCGCUUUUCUGGAUUGAUUGUUCAGUUGCUUCACAAACUUAGCAUUCAAGCUUCGGAUGGUAAACAAAAACUUCUCAAGGUAAUAAAAAACCCGAUCACCGAUCAUCUUCCAGUUGGUUGCAAGAAAAUAGUUAUGUCAUACAACGCUGAAAAGUGCGCCCACCCAAGGGACUAUGUUCCAGCAGAUGACCCAGUUGUGUUUGUCAUCGGAGCAAUGGCCCAUGGCUCGGUUCAAGUUGAUUAUGGUGAAGAAAAUGUUGCUAUUAGUCAAUAUCCGCUCUCUGCCGCUCUAACAUGUACCAAAGUUUGUUCGGCCUUCGAAGAAGUCUGGGGCGUGAAUUAAUGGAUCUGCGCAGACCAACCUGCUAGCAGUCCGUACCAAUACAAUGGCGGGCAUAUUAGCAGGAUAAAUCAAUGAGGUUUUCAGAUGGAAGUAAUAAAAAAAGACAGCGGGAAUAUGCAAAAGGAUACUAACAUAUGUAUUGGAUAAUGUUAGCCAUUUGCAUUGACAUUUGUGUUUUAAAACACACUAUGUAAAUUGCUUUUAAGAAACUAUUUUAUGUUGCAGUAGAAACACAAAUAAUGUCUUUGAUAUUGGAUGUAGUUCUAAGAAUUUUUUGUUGUUCUGUAUUCACGUCUGUUUUGUAAAUACUCUGUGAAUUCAUAAAUAUAUCGGUG
Rhopilema esculentum is the source of this 1268-nucleotide messenger RNA. RefSeq names its product ribosomal RNA small subunit methyltransferase NEP1. NCBI's taxonomy places the organism in Eukaryota, Metazoa, Cnidaria, Scyphozoa, Rhizostomeae, Rhizostomatidae. The record is from RefSeq and is a predicted model, not a curated record. Gene Ontology annotation, cellular component: nucleus; small-subunit processome. Gene Ontology annotation, biological process: rRNA base methylation. Gene Ontology annotation, molecular function: rRNA binding; rRNA (pseudouridine) methyltransferase activity.